AUGGCUUCCUCUCAAGGCAUGGCCGCCUAUGCUGCGCCCUCUCUUUUCCAACCUCACCUCGCCCGCCAGGCUAUCCGUGAUGCUCACAAGAAGAAGAUCCCCCCGUUGCUGGGAUACUAUGGCGGCCUUGGAUCCGUAAAGGUCACGCGCUGGUUGGCACCCAUUGGUUUUGACGCUGUUUGGGUCGAUUGGGAGCACAGCAGCAUGAACGUCGAGACGAUGACGACCAUUGUUCACGAGGCCAUUUUCAUGAGCCAGGGAAGGACGAUUCCCUUCGUAAGAGUACCAGGGCACGACCAUGCGGCCAUUGGAUAUGCGCUGGAUGCUGGUGCCAGUAUCAUCAUUCCUCAAGUUGAAACAGUCGAGCAAGCCAAGCACGUGGUAUCGGCAGCCAAAUUCGGGUCCAAGCAGGGCGGCAGCCGCUCGGCCCCUCCUUUCCGGCUCAUGCGAGGCGUCACAGACGCGCCAUUCGAGAAGGGCAGGGAUAUAUUUGAGGCAAUGAACCACCAGGCCGCGAUCAUGAUUCAGAUUGAAUCGCUAGCCGGAAUCAACAACCUCGACGCCAUCCUCACCGAAGUGCCCGACAUCGACAUCGUAUGGCUUGGGACACUCGACCUUCGCGUAGAGAUGAAUCUGCCCAGCAACAUGGGCAGAGGCGGCACCGAGCCCGAAUGGCUGGCAGCCAGGCAAAAGUUCUUUGACAUCAUGGACAAGCACGACAAGCCCUACGGCGGCUUUGCUUUCACCACUCCUCCUUUUGGCACUCCGGAGUCAUUCAAGGAGGCCGUGAAGCGCAUGUCCUUUGUCAUUCAGGCAGCGGAUGUCGCGGCGCUGGCGGCCAUGGGAGAAAUGUUGAUGCUCUCGCGGGAGCUUGCGGCGCCGGCGCCGGAGUCGGACAAGAAGGUCAAUGGAGAGAGCGGACACGCAGUCAAUGGUGAGAAGUCGUGA
This is a messenger RNA of Trichoderma reesei QM6a, 948 nucleotides long. RefSeq lists its product as uncharacterized. The coding region runs from base 1 to 948 and encodes 315 amino acids. NCBI's taxonomy places the organism in Eukaryota, Fungi, Ascomycota, Sordariomycetes, Hypocreales, Hypocreaceae. The record is from RefSeq and is a predicted model, not a curated record. Gene Ontology annotation, cellular component: cytoplasm. Gene Ontology annotation, molecular function: aldehyde-lyase activity. The transcript has 3 exons.